Molecule: messenger RNA, 993 nt
Organism: Echinostoma caproni
Lineage: Eukaryota; Metazoa; Platyhelminthes; Trematoda; Plagiorchiida; Echinostomatidae
Source: the annotation of a GenBank genome assembly
AUGGCACGAACCCCUUUUAAAGAUGUCGACUGCAAUCGACCUGCCCACGAGGUGGGUACCUGCUCAGUGUGGCAAACUUUAGGAAACAUGGUUGCCAAUUCCACAACAAGCCUGAUUCCGCCAUCUCGAAGUACAGCUGGGGAUGGCCCUUGUAGCCCGUCGCUUCGUGACGUCCCAAGGCAUGGAACUCCGCAUCAGAAGGUGGGCCUGUGGAGACAGACCACGGGACCAUCUGCCUUCGAUCCGUUUUCAACCAACACAGUGAGUGCGGAUAAUCCCUCACAGAAUGCAGCAGCUGCAAUCACUGGCACGGAUUUCGAUUCGGUGUUUGGUUCCGUUACUGCAAAAAACACUAGCUCGACAAAUGCACCCGAUCCGUUCGGCACGGAUCCGUUUGGCAGUUUGGAACUGGCCGCAGUCACCGGACAACAACAUUCAAAUACGAACGUUGGUUCUUUCAUCGGAUCGAUUAGUGCAAAGAAAUCCCCACCGCCUCGACCAAAAACACAACCGGGAGCUGGACGAGUUGGUCGUGAACGGAAAUCCCUUGGGGGAUCGCCGGAACUGAUCAAAUCACUCAAAUCCCAAAACUCCCUGGGCAGUUUCCCCAGUAUUAGCAAUUCCAAAUCUCCCGCCGGACUCAAUUCCCUCGGACAGUCCAAGCACAAAUCAUCCAGUUUCGCCAAUCGAGUGCGUGGCGUGUCCGGAUCUGGUCUGAGCUCUGGACGUUCUCGAAAAGACUCUACUGAUCCGUUCACUCAUCAAAACCGGUCCAACAGUUUCGCUUCGGCCGGCAAUGUCAGAUACGGGGAUAAAUCUGGCGACGGUACCGAUUGGGCUGCCCCGGUGGGAAUGUCCGAGGAAGAACAAUUGUCUAUAGCAACAAUGGAGAGCCGUCGUUUGGCGCAAGCCGAGGAACAGGCCAGAAAACAAGAACAAGCGGAUUUAGAACUGGCCAUUCAACUCAGCCAGAUGGACACCAAAUCUUCAUAG